Molecule: messenger RNA, 1807 nt
Organism: Dichomitus squalens LYAD-421 SS1
Lineage: Eukaryota; Fungi; Basidiomycota; Agaricomycetes; Polyporales; Polyporaceae
Product: EXS-domain-containing protein
Exons: 5
Coding region: 58-1593 (511 amino acids)
Cellular component (GO): cytoplasm; membrane
Source: RefSeq, a predicted model, not a curated record
GCUUUCAUCUCCUCCAUGUCCUCUUCUCCAUCGCGCCGAGCUCUAUCCUUUCCGUAAAUGAAGAGCGAUUUUCUUGACGAGCUCUUCUUUUCUGCUGCAUUCCCUCUCCCCUUCCGCGUAUUGUGCUUGGCAGGGCUCGGUAUUCUCGGUUGGGCAACAAACCUCCAUGGGCUUCAUCUUUGCAACAUCGAUGCGGCUGGCGCACUAGACCUCAACAACUAUGACGGUUACCGGCUUACCUCUCUGCUGCCAACAGACCGCAGGAACCCCGGGUGGAAGGAAAUGCGGCAGUCAUCACAGACGUAUCGCCCUGUCUACAGAGUGUUCUUCGCGUACUCGGCGUGGGGCUUGUUCUGCUGGCUACUUUUCCGGUACGCCACAAUGGGCGACAUCGCGAGGGUCGAUGAAUGGAAGUUCGUUCCUGCUGUAGCGGCGCUGUGCCUCCUGACGGUGCUCGUGUGUCCGUUUCCAAUAUUUUACAAGCAAGAGCGGGACAAAUUCCUUGCUGCCAUCCACAGGUGCGCGUUUCCCUCGCCGCAUCGAGUCUACUUCUCGGAUGUGGUGUUCGCGGAUAUCAUCACGUCCUUCGCCAAGGUCCUCGGAGACCUUUGGCUGUCUCUGUGUAUGCUGCUACCAAGUGGAAGUCUGCUCUCGCAUCCCGCGUACGACGGCCUGACGCGGUGGAUUCUCCCUGUCAUCAUGAGCAUACCGUACGCCAUCCGUCUACGACAAUGUCUAGUCGAGUAUAAUUCCCCCAACAACGAAAGCCGUCGACCGCUGUUCAACGCCCUCAAAUAUGCGUCUUCCUUCCCCGUAAUAUUCUUGUCAGCAGCUCAACGUAUUGUCGUGUCAGACAUUACGGCUCUCAAGGGCGAAGCCGCCGCCAGGGAGCCCUGGCACGGCGAACAUCAGUUGUUCCGCCUUUGGCUAUUAGCAGCCGCGAUAAACUCCCUCUACUCCUUCUGGUGGGAUGUAACUAAUGACUGGGGCCUUGACCUCCUAGUGCCAAAACAUAACGCCGGGACGGCCCGUCCAACAGACCCCCCGCGCCCGCUUCUGCUCCCGCGUCUUCACUCCCGCUCGGCGCUCCUGAAACACCCGGCGGACGACGACGUUCCCGAUGACGUCCCCCACGCGAUUGCUCACCAAGAGCGGCGGCCUAACCCGUAUGGCCUGCGGCAAACGCUCUUAUUCCCUCUUGCCAUGUACCCCUUCGCGAUCAUGGUCGAUCUCGUCCUGCGCCUGACGUGGUCGGCGAAACUGUCUACCCACCUGCACGCCUACAACGAGGGCGAUCUUGUCAUCUUUUGGAUCGAGCUCGCCGAGGUCGUCCGGCGGUGGAUCUGGGUCUUCCUACGCGUGGAAUGGGAGAUCGUGAAGGAGGCGCGCGAGCUCGACGCGACCCGGUCUCCCCCGUCUGCGGGGCGCCUCAGCGCGGGGGCGGACGUGGACGUGGACGCGCGAGGUGGGGGCAGCAGGAUCGCGAUGGAUCGCGUGGACCCCAUGCACUCGAUUCGGGAGCCGAUAUUCGAGCAUGACGAUUUCGAGAUGGUCCCAUCUGAUGUGAGCGGUCACAACUCAGAGGCAGGAUGAUCGAUUAGCCGGAAGAAAGGCAGGCGCGAGCGAACGCGCGGGUGGGAAUCGGAAUUGUGGGUAUGGACAAGCGGCGCGGCAGUGGGAAGAGAUGGAUGAAUGGAUGUGGCUUGGCAUGCCGGGACUUCUGCUACACUAGUAAUGUAUUAUUCCUGCGGCACACCGUAUAGACAAUGGAAGUUGGGCGUUCCAGACAUCAAUUGGCGCCUAUUGC